AUGGCCAACGAAGACGCUCCGACGUGUGCGACCCACUCGCUCCUCUUGUACGCAGGCGCCAAGUACCUCUACACGACCGACCGGUGGCUCUACAACGGCGUCUACUACCUCGACCGCGCAUCGGCCGUGCUCAGCCCUGCGCUGGCGGGGCGUCGAGUACGCUUAUGA
Messenger RNA from Saprolegnia diclina VS20, 168 nucleotides. RefSeq lists its product as hypothetical. The transcript is spliced from 2 exons. The record is from RefSeq and is a predicted model, not a curated record. Bases 1 to 168 code for a protein of 55 amino acids. Lineage: Eukaryota; Oomycota; Saprolegniomycetes; Saprolegniales; Saprolegniaceae.